This is a messenger RNA of Mesorhabditis spiculigera, 276 nucleotides long. NCBI's taxonomy places the organism in Eukaryota, Metazoa, Nematoda, Chromadorea, Rhabditida, Rhabditidae. The record is from the annotation of a GenBank genome assembly.
AUGCGCGUCACGAGCUUGGUACGCAGUGGCCGGAGCUGGGGUAACCUGGGGAAGGUUUAUGGCGAGUACCGGAUGUCCCUCUCGCCCAACAACCAGUCGGUGCUCCACGGAUUCGUCAAGCAGGCCUUUAUCAACACUUUCAAGACGUACAUCGUGAGGAACGGCCCCUACUACAUCCCCCAGGCCCUCAUCUGCUACUACAUCUACGACUGGGCCAACAAGGCUAACUGGGAUGCCAACCGCAAGAACCCCGCCGACUACGAGAAGGACGCCGCC